Molecule: messenger RNA, 3865 nt
Organism: Colletotrichum destructivum
Lineage: Eukaryota; Fungi; Ascomycota; Sordariomycetes; Glomerellales; Glomerellaceae
Product: Putative PIN-like domain superfamily, Asteroid domain-containing protein
Exons: 3
Coding region: 149-1924 (591 amino acids)
Source: RefSeq, a predicted model, not a curated record
CGCCAUACCAUUCACGUACAACACUUUCUGUCAAGAUGCCAAGCUGACAUUGCGGCCAUCUGACCUCGCUCACUCAGAACUAGUAAUUGUGAUAUGGACAGCCCACGUAACUCGCGAAGAAGCUCAGAUUACAUCCUUUGUCACCACCAUGGGGAUUCCCCAUCUUCUGAACCAUCUCUCCCCGUACGGAGUCCUGGGGCCUCUCGAUAGUGACAGGGUUGUGAUUGAUGGCCCUGCCUUGGCGUACCACAUCUACCAUCUUUGCACAAGAAGCACUUCCGGAUUGCCUUCGUAUGACUUGCUUGGAAGGACGGCUCUUGGAUGGCUGGAGAAGCUCACAAGCCAUGACAUCUCUAUUGCCGCGAUCUACUUCGAUGGGUUCCUACCCGCGUCAAAGUCCGAAGUUCGUUUGGAGAGGAUACUCAAAGUGUCUUCAUCAUUAAAGGUCUACCGCUCGGGGUUUCCCAACGGAUGCCCGGCGCGACAGAUAGCUUCGACCCGCAUUUCACUACCUCCGCUCUUCCCAACUGAUGCGCCCAUAAGAGACCAGCCCCUCAUCCCGCCGCCGCCGUUCCUGGUGGCAGCUGUUGUGGACAAGCUCUGCCAGACCUCAAAGUACGCGACCGUCGUCCGUCUCGUACCCGGCGAAGCAGACGCGUACUGCGCCGAGGAUGUCUUUCGGAAUGGGGGAACCAUCCUGACCUCGGACUCGGACCUGACAAUUCAUGAUCUGAAGUUAGGCGCCGUAACAUUCUUCAGGGACCUCCACAUCGCUUCCACCGAGGAAGGGUACCGGCUUAUGGGCCCUAAGUUCUCACCAUCAGAUAUUGCAAGGCGCUUGCAACUUCCCCAAAACCAAGGAAUGCGAAGGUUCGGUUACGAGCUGUCCAAAUCCAGCCGACCAAAGUUCGCCCAGGUUCUUGAAAACUGCAAGGGGGACCUCUUGGAUCCAGAUGAGUUUCGCAGCUUCUGUAUACCAUACGAGACGUUGGAAACAACGGACUGGAGCGAUGUGCCUGUACUUGGCGGUAUCGACAACCCUACCCUCGACGCCAGGCUAUCAGAGGUCGUUUUGCAAUGCGUAGGAUACUCUGGUGUCGCGACGCCGCCUCCAGGGGAAUCCGGCGCAGAGGGAUGCAUGAUGUGCCUACCGCCUCUGUUGGACUGCCCAGCCCGUGCAAGCGCAUGGGAUAGCAGCGCCUCCAUUAGACAAUUGGCAUAUAGCCUUACGUGCCUACUGCGACCUGGGGCUGUAUCACACGUCAGAGAGUAUCGGAGGGUAUACUCGGGGGCGAACCAGGGCAAGCACGUCGCCAUUCUACCACGCCCCUGGAUCAAAGACUCGGUGGACUCUCUGCUUAGAAGCGUAUCCCAAGCGAAAAGCAAUCUAGAACACGAGACAUCCACAUGGCAAGCUGUGGCGUUACAGCUGAUUCUCGCUUACGCGUUGGAGGAGGACAAGCAAGAUGCAUGUCUUGGCUCCAUCAAGCAAGUCUUUUCUGUCGCGAAAGACUCAAAUCUUGUCCCUUGGGACGUCGUCCAUUUGGCAGCGCAGGUCCAGGCGACCCUAUACUCUCUUCGCAUUUUGGCUCAGGUUCUAGACUUAAUGUAUGAGAUAAAGGCAGAAAAGCCUGUUCAAGGCUCGAAGCAGCUGCGCGAGUUGCUGGCGACCUUGCCGCCUCUCGCGGAUUAUCCCUCAGUGAGCGGGACGAUAGCUCUGAUGGCGAGUUUGAAGGCCAACGGUGUGCUGGCCAAGGUUGCAACAGCGCUCGAUCUGCCAGAAGAGGCGCUUCUGCCAUCUAAGGAGAGCAAGAGCAAGAGCCAGAAGAAGAAGAAGCGGAAGAAGACCUCAGAGACGGAACCUCGGGCAAGGCCAGAGAAGAAAGUGUCGUCGAACCCCUUCGAUAUUUUGGAGACUGAAUAGCAAAGUUCAGCUGGAUCAGAAAGGCGUUUCCAGUUCACAGAACGUCCAGUUGGUGAGUAGAGAGUGCCGAGAAGACUAUUGAACUCUCAACCCAUGGAAUUUGCAGAGUAACAUGAGCACAGUAGGGCAGGAAGUCCCUAUAUCAAAUGAUAAUAUCACAGAGUGCUCAGUUGGCUCUUAUUGGUUGUUCAUGCCACCCUACAAUUACUCAAAACAAUGUCCCAUCGUCGUGGACCUGUGGAAUAAAGCCGGGACAAAGCCAGCCCCUGCCCUCAGGACAGGUGAAGAUAACCUUUCCAUCGCCACGCAAUAGACCCAUCUUGAACCGCCAGUCUGUCUUCACCGCAAUACCAUUUAUCCGGAGCCAAUAAGCAAGUAUCCCUUCCGGUGUGCAACCCUCCUGCCCUUCAGGUUUCUUCUCUCUGGUCUUGGUAUUGAAGCCCUUCCACUUCGCCGUCUCUUUCUCCAAGGUUCGCAUGUAGAUGAACUCGCGGUAGAGAGCCAGGUAGGUGAACAUUGCGUUGGGGCGGCCGAACGCCGUGAUGUCGGUGACACCCGCGCGCAGCUCGCCGUCGUGAAGCAUCGCGUACCAUGUCCAGUCUAAGGUGACGCGGGGCGCAAGAAUGCCAUUUUCGGGCACCUUCAGCGACGACAGCGCUGGUGAGUCGCCCCAGUAGAGAAGAUCGAGACGGCCCUUGUAUAUAUAGUCAUACGAGAUUCCCUCCUUGAUCAUGUAGCUCUGGAUCUGUUGGCUGGCGAGGUACAGCGCCUUCCACUGGCUGAGCUGGUGAUUCAGCUUAUCCUCACCGCACUCCUCAACCAGCACCGCUGGAGGUUUGAGGACGCUCUCCUUGACUUCAUCCAGCUUUCUGACCUCGACCGUCUUGAGGGAUUCUCCGAAGCAGGAUUUCAGGUGCUUUGUUAUACUUUCUUUAUCCACUGGGUCGCUGGAGUCAUGAUUCACGUCUUCGAGGUACGUGAAUACGUGGACGUCAACACCACCGCUUCCGGUCCAUGUUUUGACGAGCUUGUUGUUCUGCUCCUUGCACGUCUUCAAGUAUGUGCGCAGAAAUCCAGUGUAAACGAUCGCGAGUCGGCCCAUGUCAUCGGCGGCACGGUGUAGGAGGCAUGUCGUCUUGCUCCCGGCACGUAUGUGUAGUUUGCCAGAGUCUAGGAGCUCGAGGACAGGCUUCUCGUCACCGGCAUCGACGGAGCCGCAGUUGGGCAGGAGGUUUGAUACCCAUGGCGUUGCGCCAUACGGCGCGGCCGUCUCAUUAGCCCAAGAGAGCAUCAGCACACCCUCCUGGGUAAGCUCGACCUGCCAUGUAACGGGCCAGUGGUAUUCGGUGUCGGAGGUGAAUAGCUCGGCAUUGGUAUUCGUGUCGAGGAGAGAAAGCGAACCGCUGUCGAGAAGGUGAAGCUUGUAGCGGCCGUUGGGAGACGUGAGCCGGAAAGGCGACAGGGUCUGGCCAGGUUCGAGCUUGGAGACCGUCUUCGUAUCAGGCUUUACUUCUGGGACCGAACCAGAGGUUGGUUUCGAGGCCGACCCUUUCACCUCCGUCGCGCUAUGCGGCGCAGCAGGAACGGCAAGAGACGUAGUCGCAUCAGCGGCGCCAGGAGGCUUGCGAACAGGAUCGUGUGGGAUUGAGGUCCCAGUCGAGGCAUCUUUGCCGUCGGUCGUAGGGGUGUUGUGGCUGAGGCUGGUUGGUACGUUGUAGCCGACGUGGGGGAGCUGGGGAACAAGGAAGAUUGCCGCGAUGAGGAAGACGGCGGCCACGAUGGCCAAGCGCACACAUGUACCACUCAGCAUCCUGUACGGUUUUUGAAUGUAUUAUCUCGGCAACUCGUCCAUUGCUGAGAAGCUACCAGCUUAUUUGCGAGUUCUGCCUGUGAUGCGGGGCCGUCCCGAGGCGACAUGACCUCUUCGAUGCGACAGGUUUG